GGGAGCGGAAGCGGCGCUCGGACGCGAUUAAGAUGGCGGCGUCGUGAAGUUGCAUGUUGUUGUGGGGGACCCCCAGCUGAGUCCGUUGGGAGGAACCGCCAGUUGUUGCCGCCGCCACCGCCCUCUCCCCUGACUCCCUCCCUCCCUCCCGCCAUGGCGGUGACCGUCACCCUGAAGACCCUCCAGCAGCAGACCUUCAAGAUCCGCAUGGAGCCUGACGAGACGGUCCGAGUUCUUAAGGAGAAGAUUGAGGCUGAAAAGGGCAAGGAAGCGUUCCCAGUGUCGGGACAGAAGCUUAUCUAUGCUGGCAAGAUCCUGAGUGAUGAUGUCCCUAUCAAGGAGUACAAGAUUGAUGAGAAGAACUUUGUGGUGGUGAUGGUCACCAAGAACAAAACAGGCUCAGGAGCUCCUGUCCCCUCACCAAGUGAGGCAGUGCCCCCAUCAGAGCCUGCACCAUCCUCUGGACAGAUGCUGCUGCCUGGAGCAGCUACUGUUUCAUCCUCACUAGGAACUCCAUCAAGUGAGGAGAAGCCUCCUGAAGAGUCAGUGACUGCUUCCCCCCAGGAAUCAGUUGGCUCUGUUCCCUCUUCAGGUAGCAUGGGACGUGAAGAUGAUGCAGCUUCCACUUUAGUUACUGGCUCAGAGUAUGAGACAAUGCUGAAUGAAAUCAUGUCAAUGGGCUAUGAGCGAGAGCGGGUGGUGGCAGCUCUACGGGCCAGCUACAACAACCCUCACCGGGCUGUGGAAUACCUGCUAACGGGUAUCCCAGGUAGCCCAGAACCAGAGAGAGCCUCCAUCCAGGAGAGCCAGCCUCAAGAGCAGCCUGCGCCAGAAGGAGAGAACCCUCUGGAAUUUCUGCGAGACCAGCCCCAGUUCCAGAACAUGCGUCAGGUGAUCCAGCAGAACCCAGCUCUGCUCCCAGCCCUGCUCCAGCAGUUAGGCCAAGAGAACCCUCAACUGCUGCAGCAAAUCAGCCAACACCAGGAGCAGUUCAUUCAGAUGCUCAAUGAACCACUGGGUGAAGUACCUGACAUCGCAGACAUUGAAGGAGAGAUGGGUGCUAUUGGGGAGGAAUCCCCUCAGAUGAAUUACAUCCAAGUCACGCCUCAGGAAAAAGAAGCCAUAGAAAGGUUAAAGGCCUUGGGCUUCCCUGAGAGCCUGGUGAUCCAGGCAUACUUUGCUUGUGAGAAGAAUGAGAAUCUGGCGGCCAACUUCCUGCUGAGUCAGAACUUUGAUGACGAGUGAUAAAAGAAAAGAGUUUUAUAUAAAAUUCUCUAUAUAAAUAUUCGUUUAUUUAAAGGGGCACGUAUUGGGAUUGGGGAAUGGUAUGAUUUUAGAAUGUCCCAGGCAAUUUUGCUGGCUGGAGGAAAAUACUCUACCUUGGAAACUGGGCAGUUGGGGAAAAAGCAGAACUAACGCACCUUCUCCUCUUUCCCUCCCCAAAAAACAAUGGCUGCAUUUGAGCCCAGCUGCAUCCCACGACAGUCCUUGGACUGGCAAGCAGGAUGUUCAGGGAAAGGUUGACAUGGCAGAUGGGUUCUAUUGGACCUCCUCCCAUCUGAGCUGAUUGCGUGUGUGCAAACAGAUUGCUCUUUUGUUUGCAAAUCCCCCCCCUCCCACCCACCAAUGCACAGUGCUACAAUGCCUAAAUAUGUCUGGGCUCAUCAACUAAUUCUGUCAGUAGUAUUAUUCCCUUCCCUUUCCACUGGCCUUUGAAAGAAGUUCAGUUCUUCAUCCGUGUUCCAGAGAGCUGCUUGCACUAGGUGGGUGACCUGCCUUCUGAUGAUCUUUUUGAUAACUGUGCUUGCACUGAAGAGGCUGUGCCAUGAUGGAGGCAUACCUUGUAAUGUUGCACAUAAAUCCCAUUUCCCAGCCCUGGUAUUACCUUUCAUCCUCCUCUGUUAAGCAGCCACCCACCAUGUAACUGCAGCUCUUUGUCACUCUUCUUAAAUUAAUUCUCAGAAGUAGUACUGGAAAUUGGGGGCUGGUGGACAGUUGCCCUUUUAUACAGCAGGUUUCGUACCUGGAGGCCCUUUCACUGUUUGAAUUUAUCCCACUCCCCAUGGCUACUCUGCAGAAUUGGAGAAGUGGCUGAACUGCCUUUGCUGUCUCGCUUCCCCAGACUUGCCUAAGCAGGGCUCAUCACUCAUGUAACACAUUGCUCAGCAGAGUUUGAUUUCGAAUUGUUUUAACAUUAACAUAUUGAAACGUGCAUUAGCAAAAGCAGGAGGAGCUUUUUACAAACCUCUAUAGCAGGUGAGUCUUUAAAAGCGGCUUUUUGGCACGUGUCCAUUGAAUGAAUUCCAUUUUUAACAUUUUCUGUGUUGUGGAAGUUUUAAGGAAAUUAAUAUUUUCUAGUAUUAACUUGAUUUACCUGUUGUUUGAAAGAUUCUUGCAUUUUAAGGACUUUUUUUUCCUUAAAGGAAACCCAUUAGUAUUGGGGGGAUACAGAAUCUCUUUGUUAAACGUUGGGGGGGGGGGCUUUGCUUUUUUAAUUUGGUGGGAAAUAUCAAAAUGACAUAUUUUCGCAAAUCUUUAUAGCAAAAUGUAAAAAGGAAAAGUCUGCUUUGAUGUACCUUUUUUGAAGCUUGAGUUUGAACUGACUGCACAUGAACAUAUCCUGAUUGAUCUCACCAAGAAGCUGAUCUGGUACUUGGCUUCAGUCUCAAAUAUCCAGUGAAAUUGACCUUGAACUCGAGAUGCACAGGCACAGAACUGCAGAGUUUCCUCCAGUUUAGCUCAUCCUUCACCUUAUCAUAGGAAUGUUGGUCAAAAUUGUUGCUGGUUUGAACAUCAAUAAAACUGUCAGUAUCACCUGUCUAAACCCCCGUUUUCUUCGAUGAACCAUGAAAUUGACUACUGCCUUCCCCCUCUGCCCUCAUAACAAUCCUGUCUCGAGUCCCACUCUUUCCUCAGCACAUGCCCACUGCAGAGGGAUCAGGAGUAUUGCCUCUAUGCCUCAAAAAUAAAUUCCGAAGCCAUAAAUUACUGCUAAA
Lacerta agilis (Sand lizard) is the source of this 2996-nucleotide messenger RNA. RefSeq names its product RAD23 homolog A, nucleotide excision repair protein (gene RAD23A). Lineage: Eukaryota; Metazoa; Chordata; Lepidosauria; Squamata; Lacertidae. The transcript is spliced from 9 exons. Gene Ontology annotation, cellular component: cytosol; nucleoplasm. Gene Ontology annotation, biological process: nucleotide-excision repair; proteasome-mediated ubiquitin-dependent protein catabolic process. Bases 154 to 1245 code for a protein of 363 amino acids. The record is from RefSeq and is a predicted model, not a curated record. Gene Ontology annotation, molecular function: proteasome binding; ubiquitin binding; polyubiquitin modification-dependent protein binding.